Messenger RNA from Ustilaginoidea virens, 285 nucleotides. RefSeq lists its product as uncharacterized. Gene Ontology annotation, biological process: proton motive force-driven ATP synthesis. The coding region runs from base 1 to 285 and encodes 94 amino acids. The record is from RefSeq and is a predicted model, not a curated record. The transcript is spliced from 3 exons. NCBI's taxonomy places the organism in Eukaryota, Fungi, Ascomycota, Sordariomycetes, Hypocreales, Clavicipitaceae. Gene Ontology annotation, molecular function: proton transmembrane transporter activity.
AUGGCGUCAACUGGUGUCAAUGUGCUCCGGUGGUCCGCGCUCGCCGUGGGCGUUUUCUACGGAUUUUCCCACCAAAGAACGAUCACUUCAAGUCAACGAGCCGAGCAUGCUAAGCAUGAGUACGAAAGCAAGCAGAAACUGAUAGAUCAGGCCAAAGCCGAGUAUGCGAAGAAGCACGCCCCAGCUCCUUCCGCUACCCCCAAGGACGAAGUCAUUACUGACGCCAACCACCCGAACUUCGAUCUCGAGAAGCUCCUCCUGAAAUUAGCCAAGGAGAACCCCUAG